AUGGAGAGACUUCAGAGAUUUUGGAUAAAUGUACAACUUGAUUGUGUAUUCUGCGGCAUAGUUGAAAAAGAAAGUAAAGAGGCAUAUUGCAGCUACAAGGCUGCAACACUGCGAUGGAAAGGGGAGGACGCUGCGGCGGCGGAUGAAGGAGGCCACUUUCAUCGUCCUUCGCAUGAAAAGUGACAGGCGUUUACGAAACGUGUCCAGGAAGUUCUCCAGCUCCGAACUGAAACAGAACAAGUAACACCUCCGAAAAAGAAACUAAAAGAGAAGACAUCGAGUAGUUUACUUAAGAAACACAUAAUGAAUAGCCAGAAAGAGAAGCAGGAAGGGGAGGGCUCAUCGUCGACUACUCUUGAUACUACUUCCGAAAGCGAUGAUGAAGAUGAAGAAGCAUAUACUUCGUCUUCCGAUGCUAUUUAUGGAGAGAAAUUGGAAGAAAAACCUGAUUUAAUGAAGUUGAUGCUUCAACAUACGUACAAUCAACAGGCGAAUAGUACUUCCCAAAAGUCGAAAAAAAUUGAGUACGAGGUUGUUCACAAAAAUACUAAUGAAAAGAGGAAGAAGAUUGAUAUGUUGUCUAAAGGAAGAGGAAGAACAAAUGGAGUGACUAGGGAUUUAGAAGGAGGGGUUAGAGAGGGGGAAAGGUUUGGGGGUAGUGAUGGGAGUGUUGAUGGUCCAAGGUUUAAGGAUUUAGGAGGAAUGGAUGGAGUACUGGAGGAAUUGAAAAUGGAGGUAAUUGUUCCAUUGUAUCAUCCUUAGUUGACUAAGCAUCUUGGAGUUAGGAUACUCUUCCACGGUCCGCAUGGCUGUCGUAAAACAAAGCUAGCUCAUGCUAUUGCUGAUGAGACUCGUGUUCCAUUUUAUAAACUUUCAGCUAUUGAGUUGGUCUGGAAUUACACUGGGCAUGUUGUUGUUGUUGCAUCAGAAGAGAACAUAAGGGAACUGUUCUCGAAGGCAUACCGAACGGCACCUUCUAUUGUAUUUAUUGAUGAGAUUGAUGCAAUUGCUUCCAAAACAGAAAAUUUACAGAAAGAAAUGGAGCAGCACAUUGUAACACAGCUGCUGAUGUGCAUGGAUGAGUCACAUAGAGUUGUAAAACCUAAUGAUGCAGAGGAAAGUGCUUCUUCUGAUAAAAGAAAUAGUGAAGCAAAAUCAAACGGAUCUAAUCGUGGACCUGGCUAUGUCCUAGUAAUUGGGGCCACAAAUAGCCCUGAUGCUAUUGACCCAACAUUGAGGAGGCCUGGACGAUUUGACCGUGAAAUUGCCUUGGGUAUUCCUGAUGAAAAUGCAAGGGCGCAAAUUUUGUCUUUUCUUACACGUAACCUAAGAGUUGAAGGUGCAUUUGAUGUCAUGAAGAUAGCUAGCUCAACCCCAGGAUUCAUCGGAGCUGACUUGGCUGCUCUAACUAACAAGGAAGGUAACCUGGCAAUGAAAAGGAUAAUAGACGUGAGGAAGGUUGAGCUUUUAGGAGAAUUGGCAGAUGGUGAAGAUGCCGAAGAAUGGUGGAGAAAGCCAUGGUCACCUGAAGAGAUGGCAAAUCUCAGCAUUAAUAUGGCUGAUUUUGAGGAAACAGCUAAAUUGGUUCAACCCUCAUUUAGAGAAGAAGGUUUCUCUGCUAUCCCAAAUGUAAAGUGGGAAGAUGUUGGAGGCCUUCAUUCGUUAAGACAUGACUUUGAUCGUUACAUUGUCAAGCGUAUAAAGAAUCCUAAAGAUUACAUGG
Molecule: messenger RNA, 1723 nt
Organism: Capsicum annuum
Lineage: Eukaryota; Viridiplantae; Streptophyta; Magnoliopsida; Solanales; Solanaceae
Product: cell division control protein 48 homolog C-like
Biological process (GO): ribosome biogenesis
Cellular component (GO): nucleus
Molecular function (GO): preribosome binding; ATP binding; ATP hydrolysis activity
Source: RefSeq, a predicted model, not a curated record